Messenger RNA from Chrysochloris asiatica (Cape golden mole), 888 nucleotides. Its product is annotated as sulfotransferase 1 family member D1-like. Gene Ontology annotation, cellular component: cytoplasm. The record is from RefSeq and is a predicted model, not a curated record. The coding region runs from base 1 to 888 and encodes 295 amino acids. Gene Ontology annotation, biological process: sulfation. NCBI's taxonomy places the organism in Eukaryota, Metazoa, Chordata, Mammalia, Afrosoricida, Chrysochloridae. The transcript is spliced from 7 exons. Gene Ontology annotation, molecular function: sulfotransferase activity.
AUGGAUAACAAGCCCAAUGUCUUCAGGAGGGAGUUGGUGGAUGUUCACGGUGUUCCUCUCUUCUGGAGCAUGGCUGAAGAGUGGUCCCAGGUAGAGUCAUUUGAGGCCCGAUCAGAUGACCUUCUAAUUUCCACGUAUCCCAAAUCUGGAACAACUUGGGUCAGUGAAAUACUAGAUUUGAUCUAUAACAACGGAGAUGUUGAGAAAUGUAAACGAGAUGCAAUAUAUAACCGAGUACCAUUCAUGGAACUGAUAAUCCCUGGCAUCAUCAAUGGCACUGAGCAGCUGAAAAAUAUGCAGUCUCCUCGAUUGGUAAAAACACAUCUACCUGUUCAACUUCUCCCUUCUUCAUUCUGGAAGAAUGACUGCAAGAUGAUCUAUGUGGCACGAAAUGCCAAAGAUGUGGCUGUCUCUUACUAUUAUUUCUACCAAAUGGCAAAAAUGCAUCCAGAGCCUGGUACCUGGGAGGAGUUCCUGGACAAAUUCAUGGAUGGGAAAGUGAGUUUUGGCUCCUGGUAUGAUCAUGUGAAGGGCUGGUGGGAGAAGAAGAAAGAUUAUCGUAUACUUUACCUAUUUUAUGAAGACAUGAAAGAGGAUCCAAAGUGCAGUCUUCAUAAGUUGUUACAGUUCCUAGAAAAAGACCUGCCAGAAGAAACAGUGGAUAAAAUUCUCUAUCAUAGCUCAUUCAAUGUGAUGAAAAAGAACCCAAGUGCAAAUUAUACCACUAUGAAUACAGCUGAAAUGGACCAUUCUGUGUCACCUUUCAUGCGAAAGGGUAUUUCAGGAGACUGGAAGAAUCAGUUCACUGUGGCCCAGUAUGAGAAAUUUGAAGAAGAUUAUGCAAAGAAAAUGAAAGGAUCUACACUACAGUUUCGAUCAGAAAUCUAA